CUUUCAACUUCCGCGUCAGGUGAUUGCGGAGGUAACUUCACUCUGCGGGUUCAGGGUUCCGCCUCUAAACUAGCUAGCUAAAUAAAUGGUUAUCCCUCUACCCAAAACAAACGAAUUUCCUUUUUAUAAGACCCAUUGGAAUAAAGCAGCAAUUCACGAUUGCACUCUGCAGUAGAUAUUUAAGAAAACAUGGCUGGACGUCUACCGGCUUGUGUAGUUGACUGUGGCACAGGGUACACAAAGAUUGGAUAUGCUGGAAACACAGAGCCACAGUUUAUUGUUCCUUCAUGUAUUGCCAUCAAAGAGUCGGCCAAGGUUGGAGACCAAGCCCAGCGCAGGAUGACGAAGGGGGUGGACGAUCUGGACUUUUACAUCGGUGACGAGGCAAUAGACAAACCAAAUUAUGCAACAAAGUGGCCCAUUCGUCAUGGGAUCGUGGAUGACUGGGAUCUCAUGGAGAGGUUCAUGGAACAGGUCAUCUUCAAGUAUCUGAGGGCAGAGCCCGAAGACCACUACUUCCUCUUGACAGAGCCUCCUCUGAAUACCCCUGAAAACCGAGAGUACACAGCAGAGAUAAUGUUUGAGUCCUUCAACGUUCCAGGUCUUUACAUCGCUGUACAGGCGGUCCUGGCGCUGGCAGCCUCAUGGACCUCCAGACAAUUGGGCGAGAGGACCCUGACGGGGACGGUGAUUGACAGCGGUGACGGGGUCACCCACGUCAUCCCAGUGGCAGAAGGCUACGUCAUCGGUAGCUGUAUAAAGCACAUCCCCAUCGCUGGUCGAGACAUCACCUACUUCACCCAGCAGCUGCUGAGAGAGCGGGAGGUGGGCAUCCCACCAGAGCAGUCAUUGGAAACAGCCAAAGCCAUCAAGGAAAGGUUCAGUUAUGUCUGCCCUGACCUGGUGAAAGAGUUCAACAAGUACGAUACGGACGGCUCUAAGUGGAUCAAGCAGUACACGGGCAUCAACUCCAUCAGCAAGAAGGAGUUCACCAUCGACGUGGGCUACGAGCGCUUCCUUGGCCCUGAGAUCUUCUUCCACCCAGAGUUUGCCAACCCCGACUUCACCCAACCCAUCUCCGAGGUUGUUGAUGAAGUCAUUCAGAACUGCCCUAUCGACGUCAGACGUCCCCUCUAUAAGAACAUCGUGCUCUCUGGAGGCUCCACUAUGUUCAGAGACUUUGGCCGACGUCUGCAGAGGGACCUGAAAAGGACAGUGGAUGGCAGACUGAAACUCAGUGAGGAACUGAGCGGUGGCAAGCUGAAGCCCAAACCCGUCGACGUGCAAGUCAUCACUCACCACAUGCAGAGAUAUGCUGUUUGGUUCGGCGGGUCUAUGUUGGCAUCAACUCCGGAGUUUUACCAAGUGUGCCACACCAAAAAAGACUAUGAGGAAAUCGGACCGAGCAUCUGCCGCCAUAACCCUGUCUUCGGGGUCAUGUCUUAAAAAAGACUUCCCUCAGUUAUCACUGGAGCUUGCAUUUUGGAGCAGAAUGGAGUGGACGGACAGAGGCAGAGUGGCAUUACUGCACUACGGUCGCUGCUUAAUCCAGCCUAUUUCCAGGGCUACGGUUAAAGACAAAAUACAGGAAGAGAAUGACAGAAAUGGAAUGACUAGAUUCUAUUCCUAUGGAGAAUGACUCAUUUAUCAACUGCAGACCAACUAUCAGGCUGACAAACGGGGGGUGAAUAUCUAUGUAAAAGAGAAGGAAAUGGUGUCUUAGAAGCAUUUUCAGAGCAAUUGUGUGGACACAAAAUAAUGUGCAAGAUAAUAAAGGCAACUCAUGUAUGGUUAA
Messenger RNA from Oncorhynchus mykiss (rainbow trout), 1795 nucleotides. RefSeq names its product actin-related protein 3. The record is from RefSeq and is a predicted model, not a curated record. NCBI's taxonomy places the organism in Eukaryota, Metazoa, Chordata, Actinopteri, Salmoniformes, Salmonidae.